AUGCCUGCCGCAAUUGCUGACGCCCCGGCGGUUGCCAUGUCAUUUGCCAACAAUUUUUGGGGUAAAGACGAUGCUGGCGUCGGUCCCCUUCUCGAUCGCAUGAUAAAUUCGAAGCAAACCUGCGAUGAGCUCAAGUCAUUCUAUGGCGCACGAGCUGCGAUCGAAGAUGAGUAUGCCCGCAAACUGCUGAAUUUGAGCAAAAAGUCCCUAGGCACCCACGAAAGCGGCACCUUAAAGGCUUCCCUGGACACGGUCCGCAGCGAACUCGAGGCGACGGCCAAGCAGCAUCAAAGUAUUGCCGCGCAAAUGAAGACGGAGCUCGAAGAACCCCUGGCAGCGUUCGCGGGGGGGAAUAAGGAGCGACGAAAGAUUAUUCAAAACACGGUCGAGAAGCUGCUCAAAGUGAAGGUCCAGCAAACAAACCAAGUGAACAAGACUCGAGACAAAUAUGAACAAGAAUGCUUGAAAAUUAAAGGUUAUCUCGCACAAGGCCACAUGGUCAUGGGCCAAGAGGAGCGUCGAAACAAGGCCAAGCUGGAGAAAACGCAAAUCAGUCUCGCAACGUCUAACACGGAGUACGAAAAUGCCGUCAAGGUGUUGGAAGAGACGACAGUCCGAUGGAAUCGAGAGUGGAAGGCCGCCGCCGAUAAAUUUCAGGACCUUGAGGAAGAGCGACUCGACUUUACCAAGAAUAGCCUCUGGACAUUUGCCAACAUCGCCUCGACGGUGUGUGUCAGCGACGACGCAUCUUGUGAAAAGAUUCGACUUUCUCUCGAGAGCAUGGAUGUGGAGACGGACAUUAUCACAUUCAUAACUGAGCGUGGCACGGGCCAAGAAAUUCCUGAGGCUCCCAAGUAUAUCAACUUCGUCCGCGGCGAUGUUCAUGAUACCCAAUCUGAAGCUUCCGAAGAUGAACACAACUAUACCGUGGCGCAGUUUCCUCGGAGUAUCAAUCCGGCUUUCCGCUCAUCUUCACCUCAGCCUUCUACUUUUGAAUCUCACCAUGAUCCCAACUCGGCUCUAGCAAAUGAUUUGGCUCAUAGACCCCCCGUUAGGCCAACUGGCCGAGAUGGUGCCGCGACUCCCCAAAAGAGUCCUCAGAAGUUGCUUCCGGCUGGACGACCGUCCAUGGACGAACAGCACCGUAAGCAGCAACCUCCAAGCAUGGACGAUCGAUAUCGAAAGCAGCCGCCGGCGCCUGAGGAUCAGUUUCGCCGGCAGCUGCCUCCUGCAGAAGAGCAACAACAGCAGCAGUAUGGCAGACAGCCACCUGCAGCUGAUGACCAAUAUCGUAGGCAACCGCCUGCAGCCGAUGAUCAAUACCGUAGACAGCCACCGGCCACAGAGGAGCAGUUUCGUAGGUCUCAAACAGGCUCGCAGCCCCCCUCGCCAUACGAUAGUCUGCAUCAGAGUCCAAAGCCAUCAACUCCCCACGAUCCUUAUCCAAAGGAUGGAAUGACAAUGCUCUGCCGCCCUGGUGCCUCGUCAGCCAGCAGCCCUCAGAUCCAAUCUGCCAGGGCCUCUGGUCGGGACUCUCGCAGCGAAUAUUCCGAUCCCACAUCAAUUUCUAGCCAGGAGCCUCAAAGCGGCAAAAUGUCCCCGGUCAAACAAGAUCCGCCAGCCUCAGCAAGCCCUGACAAUCGGAUGCUUAAGAAGAAGAGCGGAUUUUUCCAGAACCACAGUCCUUUUAGACGCAAGAGCACCAAAGACUUGCAAGCCGCUGCCGCGGGUAACGGACAGCCCAGCAACAGAAACACUUGGCAUCCGUCUCAGUCCCAAGGAUCGACGAGUCCUGUGCGUCGACCUCAGCCCUAUGGUAACAGUGAGCCGCAGACCCGCAAUCUGCUGAAAGAACGGACCGCCAGCCCAGAACCGAUCGAUGCCAAUGCAAGCUUGGCCCUCGGUGUUGGCUCAAAUGUACUGCCCGUCACAACUCCUGACACCAGCCGGCAAAGACCACAACAGCCGGUCCAGAAGGCAGAGCCGGAGGACCCAAUUGCAGCAGCCUUGGCAGAGCUUAAGAAUGUCAAUGUGGGCAAGCAAGCCUCCGUGCGGAUGUCGGCCGAUCACUAUCAUGGCAUUUCCACCCCUGUUCCAAACACAGACGCUGCAGUCACUCGCGGCCCACCUCCGCCUUCAUAUCAGGCACAGACUCAGGUGACGAGGCUGGGCGUACCUCCCCCGGCUGUGACGUCUCGGGCCAUGAAGGAGGCUACUCAGAAGAUCACGGGCCAAGGCAGGAGCAUUUUUGGUGGUGAUGAUGGCCGUAGAGGGUCCGUGAGUAGCGUUGCAUCACCUAUUUCCCGCCCCGGCACUCGAGGCAAUGAUGGCUCGGUUUCUCCAGCCACCAAUCGCGGCGCAUCCCCUCAACCUCAACGGCGUAUGAGCAACGACCCUCGACAGACAGGUCGACAUUCAGUUUCGCCAAACCCUUAUCAUGACCAUCGGCGAAACGGCUCCACAACUAGCCUAUCGCAGCAGAAUCAAGGGUACUACCGCGGCGCAUCUCCUCAUGGGUCGACUCGAGGAUCGACCAGGGGUGCUUCGCCAAACCCAUACCGAGGAGAUUACAAUCAUUCUCAGAGCCGUCCGCCGAGCAGUUAUGGUGGGUCUGAAAUGGCGGUACAACUGGCUGGUGGUGGCGGCGGCGGCGGUGAUGAUCGAUAUGGCUCGACUCGAAGUCGAAGCUCUGUACGCCCAGGUUCCCGCGCCAUGGGCUUAUACGACGGAGGGCAUCAGCGAAGCAGGAGUGUCGCCGAUCCCUCGCGGCAAUAUUCUCGAGAUGGCCGACCAAUUCUACAUAUGGCACGCGCAAUGUAUAUGUAUCAGGCCGCUAUUCCUGAGGAGCUUGGCUUCGCUAAAGGCGACUACCUAGCCGUCUAUCGUCAUCAAGAUGACGGCUGGUGGGAGGCAGAAGUCCACAACGGAAAUGGCCAAAUUGGGCUGCUCAUGUCAAUAACCAGACUUAUCCUUUGGACCUUCAAGCUUCGCCUCCAAGCUAACGCUCGCUACGUGCGCCAGGAAACAUUCCAAGAGACCGCGCGCGUCGUCACCUCGAAGCCUGUCCAGAGAGCCGUUGUCAAUAUCGUAUUGCUCGUGUCUGGAGCAGUGACAUUGCUCUGCCUGGCCGCGGUUGCAUCUGUGCUCUUCUUCCAGAACUUUGUGCCCGACCAGUUUGUCACUACGCCGAUUCAUCUCCAAUAUGGGCUGAGCUCCAAUCCAUAUGGCGUUGCCGCGCUCACCGUGCCACUGCUGAAGUCGCAGCAAGACUACGACAUCUCCGUCACCCUCUCAAUGCCACGAUCUCUACCAAAUGUCGAGCGAGGGAACUUUAUGAUCAGCUUAUACUUGUUGGAUUCGAAAAUCAGCGAUACAUUAGAAGUGAGCGCGCGCAAAUUUGCCAACGACCACUCUGAUUUUGAGCAGAGCAACGUACUUUUUGCGUCACGGAGACCGGCCUUGCUCCCAUACGUCGAUCCUGUGGUGUCUUUGGCUUCGCGCAUUCUAUUCCUGCUUUAUCACCUGAUAGUUCCAACAGCACAGACUUGCGCAUUACAUGUACCGGUGGCAGAACGCGUCACCUUCCCGACAGAUUCUGCUAUCCCCUUGACGGCAUAUGUGGAGGUGGAGGCGGGACAAGGAAUUCAGAUUUACAGCACCUCGCUUACAAUGACUGCACAGCUCAGUGGUCUUCGAUGGCUCAUGUUCCAUUACCGUCUCCUGACCUUUAUCACAUUUACGAUGCUUUUCUGGGUUUGUGAACUCGCGUUCAUGAUGGUUGCUUGGGCCAUCUUGAGUUCUCUGCUGGGGACCUCGUCAGGCACCAUGGAGCUCAAGAGCCACAGAAGCCAGCGCCGGCCUACAACAGAAGGCAUGACUGACUCUGAUGAUUAUGAUGAGAAUGACGAUGGAGAUGAUCCGUCUGACUAUCCGCAACAAUUUCCUACUUAUGGAAAACAGCCCCCUUUGAAACAUGAGCCAGACGUCAAGGCCGAAGAGGAGCCUAGACAGCCUCUUCAUGAGAUACCCGUCGCUGGUGAAGAAGCCGAUGACGAAGAAGAGGAAGAUGGUGAGGACAAGUCACCUCGAGACUCGGGCAUUGGCACAAGCUAUAGCGGAGAGGGGAGCAGCAGCGUGCGGAAAAGAAGCACACGUCCAAGCCCAGAGUAG
Trichoderma virens Gv29-8 is the source of this 4170-nucleotide messenger RNA. RefSeq lists its product as uncharacterized. The record is from RefSeq and is a predicted model, not a curated record. Gene Ontology annotation, biological process: cytoskeleton organization; lipid storage. NCBI's taxonomy places the organism in Eukaryota, Fungi, Ascomycota, Sordariomycetes, Hypocreales, Hypocreaceae. The coding region runs from base 1 to 4170 and encodes 1389 amino acids. The transcript has 8 exons. Gene Ontology annotation, cellular component: cytoplasm; cytoplasmic side of plasma membrane; mitotic actomyosin contractile ring, proximal layer. Gene Ontology annotation, molecular function: phospholipid binding; protein binding.